GAACUCAUUUUCCGCAUACUUCAACAAAUCCUGCUGGAAGCACGCAUAGAGUCCAGCAAAACUGAGCUUUCGCAGGCUUUAAAGACGACUGCGUUGGAAAAAGGUUUUGCGAUAUCUGACAAUCAAGGAGAGGGAAACUGCAUGUUUUUUGCACUUUCAGAGCAGCUUGACCUCAUCAAAGGAAUUCAGAUGUCCCAUGAUGAGUUACGCCGAACUAUUGUUCAACACCUUCGGGAAAACCCCAGGCUGGUAAGUAUCUUAUUACCUUAUUAGGGUGCACACAUUUGCAGUAUACGCGCAUGGCCGUGGUAUUUGCCCCCCUACGUUGUUUUGAUUCCUUUUAAAGUUAAGAAAAUAAGGCCCUGUCCAUACUUUUCCGAAAUACGGGAUCACACACGAAGCGUAUUUGAAUCUUUUUCGCCCGUCCACAUAAAAACGCUGAAAUGAUUGAAAUACGAUAGCAUCCAUUUACAGAGCAUGCGCAAUGUUGUAUUCUAAAUCCUCUGUAUUCGUCCAUCCGCACGUCGUUUUUCAAAGUCUCCACUCCUGGCACCGUUUGUGAAAACCUGCGUUUUUGGUGCCAGAAAAUGCCGAUCACGUGUGGGCGGAAGGCUAAAAUGGACAAAUAAAUCCCCGAUUUAAAAAAAAUAUAUCCGGAUACGUGUGCACGUGGCCCUUAAAUUCCUGCGAUUAAAUGCGACGGCUUUACGGGUAUGCUGCAAAUGAAUUCAUCCUUUAUGAGCAAAACAACAGCUAACUCUGCACGAGCACGACGCUUUGCUUCUUCGUCCACUCACUCACUCACUCACUCACUCACUCACUCACUCACUCACUCAAUCAAUCAAUCAAUCAAUCAAUCAAUCAAUCAAUCAAUCAAUCAAUCAAUCAAUCAAUCAAUCAAUCUUUAUUCCUCCUAAGAUAAAAAGACAUAUCUUCAGUUACAUUAGCAGUUGGGAGUCUGAAAGUACAUAAGACAUACUGUAUACAAAUACGAGAAAGAUAAAAAUACAUAAGACAUACUGUAUAGAAAUAAUAGAAAGAUCAAAGAUUAUAUCUAAAAAUAAGCCUAUUUACAAAAGCAUUCUUAAAUGUAUCAGUCUUUAUAUCCGGGCGAUGAGCACUUUUGUUUCUGAGUUGAUUCAUUGUUUCUUUUUUCUUCGGAAUGAUGUUACUAAGCGGGCAAUCGGGAUCCACUCGACGUACCUUGAAAAGCUUCUUAUCUGCCUUUCCUAAAAGUUCUCGAAUGUCCAUUCUCUUAAAUGUGUAUUUCCUUUUAAAGCAUCUAUCCAGAACGUUUUGUAUGACCGUGAGAUCUGAGUCUACAGCGCCAUAAACAGGCAGACCAUAACUGAAAUUCGGUAAAAUUAAGGCGCUAAAUAGGUGGUCGACAUCACCUUGACUGAAACCUCGUUUCCGUAGAGAUCUUGAUGCAAACAGACACUUAUUUGCCUCAACCAACUUAGCACGUACGUGUUCGCUAUAUUUACAAUUCUCCUGAAACGUAACACCUAAAAUGGGCAGCUCAGUGCAUUGCGGAAUGUUACUAACUUGCACAAUAUCCUUUCUUGCGAAAAAUAAUUUCUUUACAUUUCGACGGAUUACAAAUCAUACUUUUUUCCUUAGACCAAAUUCAAAACUGAUCCACCAAAUCCGUACGACAGUGGCCAUUACUCCAAAUGGGAACAAUGAGAGUAGAGUCGUCCGCGUAUUUAAAAAGAGCUGGGUGAUUAUCUAUGCUGAUUUCCAGAUCAUUAAUAAAAAUACUAAAUAAGUACGGACCACUCACACUGCUCUGUGUAGUGCCCUUGUUCACACAUUGCCAUUGUCCUUAAAAACUGUUGUAAAUAAUGCACUGUUGACGAUUCUCAAGAAAGCUUAAAUACCAGCUGAUUAUGAAUGGAUUUAACGGUACACCCUUAAGCUUAUAAGACAAAAGUUCAUGAUUAACCCUGUCGAACGCUUUACUGAAAUCCAUGGCAAACAAACGCACGGUUUUACACUUAGGGUCAUCUAGAAACAAUAGACGGUGUGCUGCAUACUGAGGAGCGCGUCUAUACAGCUCCCCCCCGUCCCGUAGGGAAACUGAGUUGAGCUCAGAUGUUGCUGUACGACUACGACGCAAAACUUCCUUAUGUGACGUUUUGUGGAGGGCAUCGAACACUCGACGGUCAAUUAUUGUUUUUGGGCUUGGACACAGUCACUAAGGGCUGAAAUCCAAGAACAUUCGUCGACUUAUGUCAAACUCACAUUAUUUUAAUAGUAAACAUCCAUUCCCCCCUCUCUCUUACACGUGUAACGGACACCUCCCUAAAACCUACUAAACAUACUCCACCUCCCUAAAAGUGUUGGUCCCUGCCGUUCUUAACUGUUGUUUUUAUAUAUAUAUAUAUAUAUUUUUGAGGGGAGUAGUAUAGGUCACGAAGGUUAGACACCUUUUUUGUAGUGGAAUCUUAUUACUGUGAAGUGGAAUAAAUUAACGUCGAUUACAUCUUUAUCUCAGCAAUAAAAUGCGGUCGAAUCUCAUCAAGAUAACGUCACGAGCUAUUUUUAUGUAGUAUUUAGUAUAUUGAUUGAUUCUUAUAUUGAUGAUGUAACUUGUUGGGAUCAUGUCCUUUAUUUGUGAGAAUGAUUUUGUUGAUCAUUUUAAAUGGAUGAUUUUCCAGUAAUCGGAGACUUAGUUAUGCGCACAGGAUUAUGGGAUCGCCAGGGGGGCAAACAUUGCAAGUCGCUGCAAAGAAAUGUAUGGCGUGUAAUUGUUUCUCCGUUAAAAAAGCAAAGUCUUUGGACAUAGAAUGCCGCAUUUUGCCAUGAUUUUAUGAGAAGCGGACAAGACUAAUGUUUGUGCGUUGAAAUUAUAAGUUCUCGUGGGAUCGAUGCGAUGAAUUCUAUCGAUAAACACUUCUUCUUGCGAAAAGGUCGACUGUAACAUUUACUGAAUGGUCUCGAAAUAUAUAGUACUAACUUAGGUAUAAAUGAGCGGGGAAUGCGGACUCAUUUAAGCCUUUCUAGUUGUAGUUACUUGUGCUGAUAUUUACAACGAGUGUAAUUACGCUCAGCUCGGGGCGAUCACAACGCUGUGCCGGUUUGUGACAACGAUCAGGUACAAAUAGAAUUUGAAAUGUACUAACUUUAAAAACAAAACCGUCUUCCCAAGUUGGUAUGUUUAUUUCUUCUCGCCGAAAAAAACGCUAGCAAAAUGUUUUGUCAUGAUCCAGAGCAACAAUGAGUUCUAAUGCCUUUUCCAAUCAUUUUGUGGGAAGAUAAUGAAUCUCUGAAUUUCGCACAUCAAUUUAUUUGCAGUUACACACUCACCGCUUUUGUAUCGGAAAUCUUACUCGUUUUGCGGCACUCUCUCGUACUAUUUCUGCCUCAUCCACUAAUGCUUUUAUACCAUGUACUUUCCAUGAAAUAUUUCGAAGAUGUUGCUUUGUUUAUACCAACGUAGAGGAGAAUUUUUUGUUUUUAUGGCCACGUACAUACCUUCGAUUGUUGUCUUGUCACAACCCCCACAGCGCCGCAUAGCGCUGAUCGCGGCCGAGCGUAGUUACACUCGUUGUAAAUAUCACCACACGUAAUUACAACUGAAAAGCUUAAAUGAGCCCCUACAUUUAUACCUAAAUUUGCACUAUAUAUUUCGAGACCUCUCAUGUACAUAACUGAAUUCAGUAACCACAAAUUUGACUCUCAACCUCAAGCAAGGAGUGUUUAUCGACAAAAUUUAUCGCAUUAAUCACAAAGAAACUUGAAAUUUCAACGCACUAAACUUAGUCACCUCCCCUUCUCAUAAAAUCACGCCAUAUAUUUUCUCGCAAUGUUCGCCCCCUGGCGAUCCCAUGAUCCUGUGCGCAAAACAUGGGUCUCCGAUUACUGGAAAAUCAUUCAUUAUGUGGGUCAUGUCUUCAUUUGGUGAUGAAGACACCUGUGACUUAAAAUCACUGAACCAUGACGCCCUCAGUGUCCAUUGCAGGUAACUGAGGGUGUGUUCACACUGUACCGUAUAUCUUUUUCGCCGGCACGAAAAUCAGUUCACACAUAAGAACGGGGAUUUCGGCGCGAUUUCUGUUAAACGGAGAAAAGCUGUGCCUCGCCGAUGUCUUAAGUGGAGAGUCACAUAUCGGAUAGAUGUCGUGUCUUCACCAAAGGUUAUCCGGUAUAGUGUGAACAUAGCCUUAUUGUUAUUAUUCCGGUUCACUGAUUUUUGGCGCGCAAAGGAGAUAAAGACGUCACCGACGUUAAUUUAUUCCGCUUCAAAAAAGGGUCUAAUGAGUGCCUCCUACACUACUAAAGUGGACAAAUUUUUAGUGCUUAUACCAGCGGGGUCCGCCUUAGAGAGAGUUCACGACAGCGCAGCUGCCUGAAUUUAUACCUUCUACAAAAGCACUCUACCUUUUUCUCUAUUAACUAAAGUAUUUUCUUUUUUUCUUACAGCCGGAUGGGACAGAAUUGUUUCAUUUUGUUGAUGGACAUCCAUCUUGGGAUGCCUACCUCACUAGCAUGAUAAAAGAUGGUACUUGGGGUGAUCACGUGAUUCUACACGGCGCUGCAAACUGUUUUCAAACUUGCAUUCACGUGAUCAGCAGUCUUCCGCAUCGCCAUGACGUAAUGAUCUGCCCAGAGUUUGAUGUUACUAGUAGCAACCGGCUUGUGCUGGGUCACGUGUACGAGCUUCACUAUGUUAGCCUUAUUCCACAGAAAGGAGGUAAAGAUGACUGA
Messenger RNA from Porites evermanni, 4713 nucleotides. NCBI's taxonomy places the organism in Eukaryota, Metazoa, Cnidaria, Anthozoa, Scleractinia, Poritidae. The record is from the annotation of a GenBank genome assembly.